GGACUUUAACCAACCUCUCACCAUCGCCCGGCAGUGAAUCAUUCAUGAGGAAGGCAGCAUCGGGACUCUCACACCUGCUGCUGGACUGAAUAACGUUGGCUUAGUGCAGGCAAACAUCAGACAUGGAUCAUAUAAUUACAGCUGAGAUAUCUCCAGGCAGUAAGGCCUCUGUGGUGGAUCUCUCUCCUGGCGACCUGAUCCUUGGUAUUAACGGCAUCUCCACAGCAAACAUGAUGCACUGCGAUGCUCAGAGUCAGAUCAAGCAGGCCUCACACCAGCUCACCCUAACCGUUCAGAGACCAGAGACCAAAUUGUGGUCACCUUAUGUAAAUGAAGAUGGUAGAGCACACCCAUUCAAAGUCAACCUGGAGGCGAAACAACAGGAGUACAGACCAAUAGGUGUGGGCCAUAACCGGAGGGCUGCACCUUUUGUGGCGGCGGCCAACAUCGACGACAAGCGACAAGUGGUCAGCUCUGCCUACAACUCCCCUAUCAGUCUUUAUUCUACAGGCAAUAUCCAGGAUGCUCUACACGGUCAGCUGAAGGGACUGAUCCACAACAAACCAGAGAGUCCCAGUACUCCUACCAGUCCCAGGACUUUAACCUGUAUAGAGGAGUCGGAUGUGUACCGCAUGCUGCAGAAAGAAGAGGGUGAGGAUGAGCCUCACGAACCUCGCCAAUCAGGAUCCUUCAAAGCCCUCCAAGACUUCAUCAACAAUGAAGAAACUCGUCCAGUCAUCACAAGGAUGGUGAAAGCGCCAACCACUAAGACCCUCUCACCUGGAGGUAACCUCCACAAACUGCCCAUGUGUGACAAAUGCGGCAACGGCAUAGUUGGGACGGUGGUGAAAGUUCGGGAGAAGUAUCGGCACCCUGACUGUUUUGUCUGCUCAGACUGUGAGGAGAACCUGAAGCAGAAAGGCUAUUAUUUCAUAGAUGAUGAGAUCUACUGCGAAACUCAUGCACACACUCGCUCCAAACCUCCUGAAUCUCAGGAUUUGUAAAGCCAUGUUUACUUAUUGUUAAAAUGAAAAGGAUUGUGAUUAAUUUGACAUUACCUGGAUUUCUGUGGUCUAAUCUUGAUCAAAGUCAUAAUAACAGAAACAUAAUUCAUGGUCAAGGCUGAUAAAGUAUUUAAACACUUGUAGAACUUCCUUUUGUAGCAAUAACGUUUCCUGAAGUUGCUGAUUAGAUUAAGAGGAAUUUUAGAAUUUCCUGCAUAAACUCUCCCAUUAUGGGCUCUAGUCAACAUCCUAAAUGAAUUAGCAUCUGGACCCAUUGGCAACAUUUCGUCUUUUUAUAUAACAUAUUUCUACUGUUGAUGUACUACUGUAUUUGUUCACUGACUCAAUGCAUCAUUAGUUUCUAUUAAGUUUUAGGUGACAGUUUCUGCAUAAAACUAUUAAAGUGUGCAAGCUGUGUAUGCACUGAAUCCACAUAUCAUGAUGCACCCUUCACUAUGUUUCAAAGUUCACUUUGAGGAUAGCAUUGUGAAUUUUUAACUUAAUCUCUUUUUAUUUAUCCUCAUAACUAUACCCUAGAAUCAGUGUGGAACAUCCAGUUGACCUUAACUCACACUUUUGAAGAAGUGGUUUUCUAGGCAAUGUCCUUCAAUUAAUUAUUUAGUUUGGUAUUUUUCUUAUAGUUUCAAAAACAUCUGCAGGUUUUUGGUUUCUUUUUCUUCUCACACAUCACUGGCAGUCUCUUGUUACAAUGAGACACAUUCACCCACCUCCACUUUCCUCUGACCAAUGUGUUUAACAGAGAAAUACCAUAAAAUACCAUAGCUGAUGUGAGUUUAGAUACACUGUGUUUGUCUAUUAUUAUGACCCCAAUAAAGAUCAGGGAACAGUU
This is a messenger RNA of Trichomycterus rosablanca, 1854 nucleotides long. RefSeq names its product PDZ and LIM domain 3a (gene pdlim3a). Gene Ontology annotation, cellular component: stress fiber; Z disc; filamentous actin. The transcript is spliced from 8 exons. Bases 123 to 1004 code for a protein of 293 amino acids. Lineage: Eukaryota; Metazoa; Chordata; Actinopteri; Siluriformes; Trichomycteridae. Gene Ontology annotation, molecular function: actin binding; muscle alpha-actinin binding. Gene Ontology annotation, biological process: actin cytoskeleton organization; heart development; muscle structure development. The record is from RefSeq and is a predicted model, not a curated record.